Messenger RNA from Capsicum annuum, 2049 nucleotides. RefSeq names its product putative clathrin assembly protein At5g57200. The coding region runs from base 151 to 1716 and encodes 521 amino acids. Gene Ontology annotation, molecular function: clathrin heavy chain binding; 1-phosphatidylinositol binding; SNARE binding. Gene Ontology annotation, cellular component: clathrin-coated vesicle; clathrin-coated pit. Lineage: Eukaryota; Viridiplantae; Streptophyta; Magnoliopsida; Solanales; Solanaceae. Gene Ontology annotation, biological process: vesicle budding from membrane; clathrin-dependent endocytosis; clathrin coat assembly. The record is from RefSeq and is a predicted model, not a curated record. The transcript is spliced from 14 exons.
CAUCUUGUCAUUGGAACCUCAAAGACGUGAUUUCUAGAGAAAAAAAGAACUAGAAAUAGAAUAAAAACGACCUCCUUCGUUUUUUCUGUUAUCUCAUCUCUUUCGAUCCAAAAAGUAAUUUUACUUUUCAAAACAGGAAAAUCGUUUUGAAUGGAGAAACUAAGAAAAGCAUACGCCAAGCUUAAAGAUUCUACAAAGGUUGGCUUAGCCAAUGUCAAAAGCGAAUUCAAGGAUUUAGACAUUGCCAUUGUUAAAGCAACAAAUCACGUUGAGAGCCCUCCAAAAGAAAGGCAUAUUGCAAAGAUUCUUGUGGCAACAUCGAUUACAAGCCCACGAGCAGAUGUUGCCUACUGCAUUCAUGCACUUUCUAGACGAUUGUCAAAGACACGCAACUGGAUUGUUGUCAUAAAGACACUGAUUGUUAUUCAUAGAGUGUUGCGAGAAGGUGAUCCUUCAUCCAAGGAGGAGCUACUGCACUACUCUCAGAGAGGACAGAUUUUUCAGCUAUCAAACUUCAAGGAUGACUCAAAUCACCUUGCUUGGGAUUGCUCAGCAUGGGUACGGACAUAUGCGCUAUUUCUGGAGGAAAAACUUGAGUGCUUUAGGACAUUGAAAAAUGAUAUUGAGUCAGAUAGAUUGAGCAGAACUUCAGCUGGAAUAAGCACGGUGCAUUGCAGAACUAGGCUUUUAAAUGGCAAAGAACUUUCGGAACAACUCCCAGCAUUACAGCAACUUCUGUACCGCUUGACUGGUUGCCAGGUGUUGAGGGAAAGUUUCAAGAUCUAUUGUGCAAUCAACGAUGUGAUAAUCAGUCUUGUCGACUUUUUUUUCGAGAUGUCAAAGCAUGACGCUAUAAAAGCUCUCAGCAUAUAUAAAAGAGCUGGGCAACAGAGGCUUAGAUGUAGCUCGAACCUUUCAGUUUCCUACAUUGAAACAGGUCUCUCUCGCGUCCUUUUAGAUAAUGAACAAGGAUCAACAAUCAAGUUUAUUUUGUUCUUUGAUUUGCAGCCUCCUGCAUCAUUUCUGGAAACCAUGGAGGAAUACAUUAGGGAAGCACCUCAAAUGGGUUCCAUGCCAAAUAAUAGGCUGGAGUAUCAAGAAACCAAGCAGAAACCUGAAAAGCUCGAAGAACCUUUCCCCAAGUUAAGUGAAAACAAAGUUGAAGAAGCUAAAAAUAGUAUAGAGAAACAGGCUGAAGCACAAGAGGAAGCACUGCCGAAAAAAGAAGAAACACCACCACUGAUAUCAAGAGAAGAGCCUGCUGAUCUGCUGGGCUUGAAUCAACUGGAUCCAAAAGUUGCAGAAUUGGAGGAAAGAAAUGCAUUAGCUCUUGCAAUCAUUCCACCUGGCAAAGAAAAUCCAUCAGCUAAUAAUCGAGCGAUUGACACAGGAAAAACAUCAGGAUGGGAAUUGGCUCUUCUAACAGCACCAAGUAACAAUAGAAGCAAAAUCAUAUCGGAUAAAGAAUUGCUUAAGCGCACCUUGACCAAUUCCACGAGAUGUCUGCCACCUCCCACCAGCAACAGGCCGGGGGAUUCGACAAGCUAUUACUUGACAGCUUGUAUGAAGAUGAUUCAGCCAGGAGGCAAAUACAGCUGCAACAGGCAGGCUAUAGUGCAAGGUAUGGAUAUGAAAUGCUUGGACAGAGUUCAGUCAAUCACGAUGACCCCUUUGCAAUGUCAAACCACAUUGCCCCUCAAACAAGCAUACACAUGAUGAUGGCACAGCAGCAGCAACAACAAAUGAUGCAACAGCAGCCGAUGAAGCAACAACAACACGUGAUGUUGCAGCAGCAACGGCCACAACAAAAUAUGUUGAUGGUACAUCAGCAAUAUCAAGGCCAAUAUUCUCAACAAACGUGGUACAUAGGAUCUUCCAACCCAUUCGGAGAUCCCUUCGGUUAUCCACAAAGUGCCAUGCCACCACGGGGAAACCGUCCAUUGAUUUAGAGGUUUUCCUCAGUAAGAAUACUAUAUUCUUUCAUUCUUUUUGGCUAGAAGAAUCCCAUUCUUCUCCAAAAGAUAAUACAACUAACCAGUAUUGUUCUCC